AUGAAAAACGAUAGCGACGAUGUUUAUUCUCGUCUACGUGUAAGUCGAGAGGAAGUCGAACUCUUUCAAGAUCCUUCCGUUACAACUGAUGCUCCGGAAAACUUCAGCGGACCAAGCACCUCUUCAGGAAAUGCAAACAAGGAUCCUUCAGAUUCAGUGUCUGCUGCGCGCGGCCUGAGUAGUGCUAGCAUUGAAAAGUACCGCAUGCUUUUGCAAAGGAAGCGAAAGGCACUUGGGAUCGGUAGUGGUACCUUGAAGACAAAGGUCCUCGUGAACAAGGAGGAAG
Amoebophrya sp. A25 is the source of this 286-nucleotide messenger RNA. The record is from the annotation of a GenBank genome assembly. NCBI's taxonomy places the organism in Eukaryota, Dinophyceae, Syndiniales, Amoebophryaceae.